GCAUGCGCACGGCGCCAUUUCAUGCCCUCGCUUGUGGUUGCAGUGAUACACCGCUCUGUCUUCAAACAGUACUGCGUCGAAUUUUAAUCAUUUUUAAUCUUAAACUCCCGAAUCAGGCAGACAGACGACUCGACCCGAAUAACACAGAAUGGAUCACUCGCCAACUACGAGCAGCCUGAUGGCGAGUAACGUGACCAACAAGACGGACCCGCGCUCUCUGAACUCGCGCGUCUUCAUCGGCAACCUGAACACCAUGCUGGUGACCAAGGCCGACGUGGAGGCCAUCUUCAGCAAGUACGGCAAGAUUGUGGGCUGUUCAGUGCACAAGGGCUAUGCCUUCGUCCAGUACUCGAAUGAGCGGAACGCACGUGCCGCCGUGGCCGGGGAGGACGGACGAAUGGUCGUUGGACAAGUGCUGGACAUUAACCUGGCUGGUGAACCAAAGCCUCACAGAUCAAAGACCAUCAAGCGCUCAGCAGGAGAUAUGUACAGUUCUUCGUUUGAGCUAGACUAUGACUUCCAGAGAGAUUACUAUGACAGGGUGUAUACGUACCCCUCGCGGGUGCCUCCUCCCCCUCCUCCCCUCUCCCGCGCAGUCAUUCCCACGAAGCGGCCGCGGGUCAGCGUGAGCGGCAGCCGCCGUGCCAAGAGCAGCUUCUCCACCAAGAGCAGCCAGAGAACCUCCCGCACCAUGAGAGCUGAUGAUCUGCAAACCAUUAAGAAGGAGCUGACUCAAAUCAAACACAAAGUGGACUACCUGCUGGAGAGCCUGGAGAGAAUGGAAAGGGAACACAACAAGAAAUCAGAGGUGAAGAGCAUUAAAGCGGAGGAGACAUCCCCCCAGCAUCCCAGCGUGAAAAAGGAUCGAGAGAACGUGGAAAUGAACGACUACGAAGAAGAGGUUGAUUUGGAGGAAGAUGAGAUCAAGAGUCGGGGAAGGGAGGAAGACGAAGAGGAGGAUGAAGGAGAACAGGAGGAAGGAGAGGACGAUGGAGACAGCACUAACGGGGACCACUCUUAAACCGCUCGCUCUUAUGCAAAUACAGACUUUACGCUGAAAUAUGUGGGUGUCUAAAAUUACGCCACACGCAGCAUGCAUGCAUUCUGUUAAAUUCACAAAUCUCGGGCGAAUAAAUAAAAUAAAUGUACAAACGAGAAAUCAGAUCCUCUUCAGAACACAGCUACUUUUUCCGCCAUUCCACAUUUUUCCUAAUACAAGUCUCAGUGAUUUUUCUUUUUUUCCUUCCUUCCUUCCAUCCACAGGCUUUAAUAGAUUCCUGAUUGUUGCACUUCCAUUCCUAACCAGUCAGUGGCAGCAUCACUCACUAUUUCAGUUGUAAAGUUCAGCUGGAUUUGAUUCUAAACUGGUUUUAUGCGGUGAGUAAGUCUGAGGUCUCAGAUCACCCAUCAAAAAAAAAAAAGUUUAGUUUGUACAGUGUAUUCUUUUAAUUUUUUUUUGUUUUGUUUUGUCUUGGUUUGUUGAGUCUAGUGACAUUCAGUGGAAGUCUGAGCUUCAGAGACAUGUUUGUUGCUGUCGUUCUACUUCACUCGUUUUCUUUUUGUUCUGUAAUAAAUUUCAAUAAAAACGAUAGACGUUUUGUGCAACA
Molecule: messenger RNA, 1607 nt
Organism: Neoarius graeffei (lesser salmon catfish)
Lineage: Eukaryota; Metazoa; Chordata; Actinopteri; Siluriformes; Ariidae
Gene: hnrnpcb
Product: heterogeneous nuclear ribonucleoprotein C
Exons: 9
Coding region: 149-1021 (290 amino acids)
Cellular component (GO): nucleus
Molecular function (GO): RNA binding
Source: RefSeq, a predicted model, not a curated record